AUGGCAGAAGAGCACCGUUUUCUCCAGACAAGCGCCUGUGAGCUAACCGACAGGUACUAUCAGGUGCUUGUCUCAGAUACUCCAACCGAGUCUAGUCAAUUGGCAAACGUCGUCCGGGCGUGGGCCGGGUCGUUGGGGCAAGCAGGCACUUGUGGAUGUGACACAGUCAACUAUCCUUUCCCCUCCUGUCAACCCAAAUGCCCCAGAAAAGAUGUCAGGCGAGACGACUCCUGCUCUGCCCUUCCGACAGAACGGGGCUAUCUCAUCUGUAAAGGUCAAAGGAUAAAGUGUUAA
This is a messenger RNA of Protopolystoma xenopodis, 294 nucleotides long. The record is from the annotation of a GenBank genome assembly. Lineage: Eukaryota; Metazoa; Platyhelminthes; Monogenea; Polystomatidea; Polystomatidae.